AUGUCAACUCUGGAUUUGACAGUUCGAUUGGCCAUCCACAAAAAUGGAACAGAGGUUGCAUUUUUUCUAUUUGACGGAAAAGAGAGUAACAAGACUGACUGGUUUCUCAAGGAACGGUUACAAAAUUCAAGCUAUACAGAUUUGCAGAAUUCAACAAGCAACAUACCAACAAAUGUCUUCUCCAUUUAUGGAAUUCAAGGAUUUCUGAACAUUUAUAGGAGUUUUUACAUAAACUCGGUUUGGGGUGGAUGUGAAAGUGAUGCAGGCUGGCUGAUAGUUUACGACACACACAAUCUCGGCGGAUGCCGUUGGGAAGGGUAUUACCUUUCAGAUAAGCCAGCAAUUUUGUAUAGUCCCAUUUCAACUAGAGUGCGUUUUUCACAGAUUUAUAAAGAACUUAUUGCUGACAGCAUGUCAAUUUCAGUAAAAUUUGACCAAGAGAAUCUUAUAUGCCAUUCCAGUUGUUUAAAACCAAUCCAGCUCGAUGCGGUCACGCAUUGUUACAAACCAUGCGAUACGGUUAUCGAUGUUACAGCAAAGGUUCGACAGUUAAGAGAAGACUUAACGAUCAACAGGAAAAAUACAACCUCAUAUAGAAGAACUUUAUGUAGUGUGUAUGAAAAUAGAACCUCCGCAAAGACAAUGGGAUUGACGGGAGCUACAUUUCUCGUCUCAGUUGUAUGCGUUUUUAUAUAUUUUGACUGCGUUCGAUUUCAAACUGGAAGGUCAAAUAGAAAAAGAACAUCUGCAAAGAACAACUGAUUAUAUUUUUUAAAGUAGUCAGUUGACGUUAAUUUAAACCAUUCACUUCUUUAAAAAUUACACAUUUAACAUAUUCGGACUCAUUACUUUCAUGAAUCAAACACGGAAGCCAAUCUAGAAACUGAAUUGUCAGUAAUUUGAUACAGUGUAUUUGAGUAUUAAAAACCGAAUAAAAACACAUCGAAUUACAUGGUAAUAGCUGUUAGUGCUUUUGGGCUAUCGUACCAAGACUCUUUCAGUGCCAGGAAAUAUUCCGCAAUUUUCCGUUUACUGCCAAGCUUGUUUUUACCGUCAGUGACGUUAACAAAAAUGUCGUGUCAUAAGAUUUUGCGUAAAAAGGUUCGGUGAUUGAACGGCAAUUUUGAGAAGUCUUGUUUCCGUAUGCGUAGAAGUAAAUAUUGUACUUUUUCGGUAAUACUUUUUAUAAAUAAUUUACAAAAAUCUCCCGGGCAUAGGUAGGUUUUGUUUUAAUUUUGUAUUUCUUUUUAAAUAAAUUAUAUGAAAAAGACAUUUCAAUAUUCUGGUACUGUUCUUUGGAACAGUAAAAAAGAUAGAAAAGAUAGAACAGUUCAAACCAAGGUAUCAUAAUUUCUUGUUUUUAGAACAAAAAAGCUAAUUAUCAGAUUCAUAUACAACAUGUAAAACCAACCAAAUAAUGAUUAUCAUAGAAAUUUAUCUAUAGUCUUAAAAUCUAUAUAUUUGUCUUGUACAUCAUUAAGAAAAUAUGUUCAUGAAACAUAACACUUAUAA
Mytilus californianus (California mussel) is the source of this 1512-nucleotide messenger RNA. RefSeq lists its product as uncharacterized. Lineage: Eukaryota; Metazoa; Mollusca; Bivalvia; Mytilida; Mytilidae. The transcript is spliced from 6 exons. The record is from RefSeq and is a predicted model, not a curated record. Bases 1 to 762 code for a protein of 253 amino acids.